AUGGAAUCAAAAGCUUGUGAAUCAAAAAAUGAAGAUCUUCUAUCAAGUGGCAUCAUAUCCAAAGGAGGUGCUUCAAGCCCGUUUUUUGUAACGUCUACUCAUGGUACAAUAAUUGAAAACACAUCUUCAACUGGGACUUUAACACAAAUGCCCUUUUUUCCUAAAUAUGAAGUGGAACUUGAUUCUCCUAGAAAGUCCAGCCCUUACCCUGGAAAGGAGCAUAUUGAACGUGUUUUGGAAGAAUAUUCACAUCAAGUUAAAGAUUUGCAGAGAAGACUCAACGAAAGCAAUGAAUUACACGAGAAACAAAAAUUUUACUUAAGACAGUCAGUCAUUGAUUUGCAAACAAAACUUCAAGAAAUGCAAAUGGAGAGAGACGCCAUGGCUGACAUCAGGCGAAGGGAGAGUCAAUCCCAGGAGGAGUUACGAAAUCAGCUUCAGAACACAGUUCGUGAACUUGAAGCUGCCAAGUGCCUUAAGGAGGAUAUGCUGAAAGACAGCAGCACACAGAUAGAGCAGCUUCGAAAAAUGAUGCUUAGUCAUGAAGGCGUGCUUCAAGAAAUCCGAUCAAUCUUAAUUGACUUUGAAGAAGCCUCAGGCAAGAAAAUAUGUGAACACGACAGCAUGUCUACCAUGCACUUCCGCAGCCUGGGCUCAGCUAUUAGUAAAAUCCUAAGAGAAUUAGACACAGAAAUCUCUUUUCUUAAAGGGAGGAUAUUUCCAGUAGAGGAUCAGCUUGAAACCCUGAAGUCUGAAUCACAGAACAAAGUAGAACUGUUACUUCAACAACAUCAAGAUCGGAUUGAGCAGCUGAUAAGUGAACAUGAAAUUGAGAUAACAGGACUUACGGAGAAAGCCAGCAGUGCUCGAAGCCAAGCCAACAGUGUCCAGAGUCAACUGGAAAUCAUUCAAGAGCAGGCACGGAACCAGAGCUCCAUGUACAUGCGCCAGCUCAGCGACUUGGAGUCUACUGUUUCUCAGCUGCGCUCUGAACUGAGGGAGACCAAGAGGAUGUAUGAAGAUAAGAUAGAAGAGCUGGAGAAACAGUUAGUCCUCGCCAAUUCAGAGCUCGCCGAGGCGCGCACAGAGCGGGACCAGUUCAGUCAGGAGUCAGGAAAUCUGGAUGACCAGCUCCAAAAGCUGUUGGCAGAUCUUCACAAGAGGGAGAAGGAGCUGAGUCUGGAGAAGGAACAGAACAAGCGUCUGUGGGAUCGGGACACAGGCAACAGCAUCACCAUCGACCACCUGCGGCGGGAGCUGGAUGACAGGAACAUGGAGGUGCAGCGCCUGGAGGCCCUGCUCAAGGCCAUGAAGAGCGAGUGUCAGGGCCAGAUGGAGCGGCAGAUGGCGGCCAUUCAGGGGAAGAACGAGAGUCUGGAGAAAGUGUCCUCCCUCACUGCGCAGCUGGAGUCCACCAAGGAGAUGCUGCGCAAGGUGGUGGAAGAGUUGACGGCCAAGAAGAUGACCCUCGAGAGCUCCGAGAGGACAGUGUCCGACCUGACGGCUUCCCUCCAGGAGAAGGAGCGCGCCAUCGAAGCCACUAACGCAGAGAUCACGAAGCUCCGCUCCCGCGUGGACUUGAAGUUGCAGGAGCUUCAGCACCUGAAGAAUGAGGGGGACCAUCUGAGAAACGUGCAGACGGAGUGCGAGGCGCUCAGACUCCAGAUGGCGGAGAAGGACAAGGUCAUUGAGAUUCUGAGGCAGCAGAUUGAGAACAUGACUCAGCUGGUUGGCCAGCACGGACGAACGGCGGGCGCUAUGCAAGUGGAGAAGGCUCAGCUGGAGAAAGAGAUUAAUGACCGGAAGCUGGAGCUGCAGGAGUUUAAGAUUUUAAAAGAUAAAAAAGAUGCAAAGAUUCGGGAGCUUGAAGCCAGAGUGAGCGACCUGGAGCUGGAGAAGGUGAAGCUGGUGAACGCGGGCUCGGAGCGGCUCCGCGCAGUCAAGGACAUCAGACAUGAGAGAGAUCAGCUGCUAAAUGAGGUGAAGACUAGUAGGACGGAACUAAACAACCUCUCAGAGGACUAUGAAGUUUUGAAGAGGAACUUCCGAAACAAAAGUGAAGAGAUGGAGAGCACUACCAACCGGCUGAAGAUGCAGCUCAAGUCAGCUCAGUCUGAACUGGAGCAAACACGGAACACGCUCAAGACCAUGGAAGGCUCUGACGGCCACGCUAUGAAGGUGGCGAUGGGCAUGCAGAAGCAAAUCACAGCCAAGAGAGGUCAGAUAGAUGCCCUGCAGAGCAAGGUGCAGUUUCUGGAAGAGGCCGUGACGAGUGCCAAUAAGGAGAGACACUUUUUGAAAGAAGAGAAGAGCAAGCUCAGCCAGGAGUUGAGCACCGUGGCGACAGAGAAAAACAAGAUGGCUGGAGAGCUGGAAGUGCUACGAUCUCAGGAACGACGCUUGAAGGAGAAGGUUGCCAACAUGGAAGUCGCUCUUGACAAGGCAUCUUUGCAGUUUGCAGAGUGUCAAGAUAUAAUACAGCGCCAGGAACAGGAAUCGGUGCGUCUAAAACUGCAGCACACUUUGGAUGUAAAAGAACUUCAGGGCCCUGGAUACACCUCUAAUUCCUCAAUGAAGCCCCGCCUUCUCCAGCCGGCAUCUGUGACUCGGUCUCAUUCCAACGUGCCAUCCUCCCAGUCGACAGCCAGCUUCCUGUCUCAUCACUCUAUAAAAGCCAGCACACUGAAGGAGGACCCGACGCGGGACCUGAAGCAGCUUCUGCAGGAGUUGAGGAGCGUCAUCAACGAAGAGCCAGCCAUGCCCCUGAGCAAGACUGAGGAGGACGGGAGGACUCCAUCUCUUGGAGCAUUAGAUGACAGAGUCAGAGACUGCAUCACCGACUCAAGCCUGAGAUCAGAGCUCUGCCACAGGAGCAACAACUCCUUGAGGGAGUCCACUGAAGGCAGCAAAUCCAGUGAGACCCUGAGCAGAGAGCCUGUUGCACUGCACCCAGGAGACCUGGAAGACCCGUCUAGCUGCUUUACGUUCACAUCUACAGCAAGUCCGUCUGUGAAGGUCUCAGCUUCUCGUUCAUUCAAUUCUUCUCCUAAGAAGUCCCCGGUGCACUCCCUCCUGACGAGCUCAGCCGAGGAGGAGUCGGGGGGCUCCACCCCACAGUAUCGCUCUACCAAGCCUGUCCAUUCACCCAACUCUGCAAAAGAUUCACAGUCUCCGUCACUAGAAACAACAGGAAAAACAUGCCGAAAACUGCAGAACAGACUGGAAAGUUUGCAAACCCUGGUAGAAGAUUUACAGCUGAAGAACCAAGCAAUGUCUUCGAUGAUCAGAAAUCAAGAAAAGAGGAUUCAGAAAGUGAAAGACCAGGAAAAAAUGUUACUAAAAUGA
Molecule: messenger RNA, 3345 nt
Organism: Apodemus sylvaticus (European woodmouse)
Lineage: Eukaryota; Metazoa; Chordata; Mammalia; Rodentia; Muridae
Gene: Ccdc158
Product: coiled-coil domain containing 158
Exons: 23
Coding region: 1-3345 (1114 amino acids)
Source: RefSeq, a predicted model, not a curated record